AUGCCAAACUGGCGUGAACUUCCUGCUGAGAUUCUGGAAAAAAUAUUCAGCUAUGUUAAACAAGAUUGGAGAUACCAGCCAAGCUGGUUAACACAGUAUCAGUUGACUUGUAAAAGCUGGAGUCAGACAGCAAGAGAAUGCCUGUAUGGUGAAAUCACGUUUGAUAGCGUCACAAUAAUGGAGAGGUUCAUCAAGUGUAUGCAAAAUAGUCAUUCAGGAUGGUUUACUAGGACGAUAACUUUUUAUGGCAACAAAAUCAGUAGGUCUAGAGAUAAUCCAGAAGAUUAUCAAUAUAUUUAUUGGACCGUCUCUUCGCAGAGUCUUUCUGAGCUUGCCAAAGUCUGCCCAAAUGUAGACCACGUUAAAGGUGGGCUUACUGGCCGUGAUCAAUGGCUUACUCUUGGGACAGUUACAACAACAUGCUGGCAAAACAUCAAAGAGCUCCCUUAUCCUACGCGGACUGAUUCAGCGGAUGACUGUGGACUUCCUUACUACAUCGAUAUCGCCGUUACUUGUCGCCAGACACUGACUCAUCUGUAUUGGCCACGAUAUCCCUCUUAUGCUGCUGCUUUAGCCCCUCAGUUACCAACCUUUAGCAACUUGACACACUUGGCUGUGAAUGAUGUUUCUUCUUCAGUUCUCAUGGACUAUGAUGAGAUUAUCCAGUGUUGCCCAAAUUUAGUGUCUUUAAGCUCAAAUUGUAUCAAAUAUGAAUGGGACAUAGGGUUGCCAGACAAUUACUCGAAGAACUACGAUAUGUCCUUAAUACAGCCACACAAUAAAGUCAAGAAGCUUGAUGUGACACUCCUCUUUCAUAAAGAUGUCCUUCGUUAUAUCAUGCGUAAGUUUCCCAAUCUAGACACUCUCAGCUUGAGGAUUUGUUAUGAUAUAAUACUGUUUGAUAAUUGGAUAAACGAUGUAGAAAGUUACUUUGUAGAAAAUGGAGAUGAGCUCAUGAAAUACCUGACUAGAUUUCAUGAUUAUGAAUUCUAUGCACCAAUUGGAUCCUCUCUGGUUGAGAACUACAUAAGAUUUACGCCCAAUGCAGACAUCCUAAUUCGUGUAGGCUACAUGACUUCAGAGCUUACUCUCUGUAAAAACGCAAUGAACUUCAAAUGUGAAAAAGACGCAAAAGAAGAGAGAGAAAGACUCAAGCGAAUAUUUAGUAACUGUUACCAAAACAUAAAUAGCUACUCCUUAGAAUAUUUUGGGAAAUCCAAGGAUGUCGUAGCAUGGAUUGAAGAUAGCCUCGAAGCGUGUAAAGUGCUGGAGACUUUCCAUCUUGGCACUGAUCGCUUAUGCUUACCGUCAAGAGCAGCAAUGAUAGCAGGGGUUCCAUUAAAUUCUUCUGUGAAAACGCUCUCAUUGGAUGUACAAGGAAUAGAGAAUGGAUCUCUUGCCGCUUAUGCACGCUUACUACCAGCAUUACGCAAUCUAACCAUCUCAUAUAGAUUCUCCCAAAAGGCAAUCAAGUAUACAGUACAAAUGCCAGAUACUUCUUUUGACCACUUAUGCCUCCAUCUUCAUAAUCGUGAAUACUCAUGUGGUCAUGACAAAAGCAACUCGAUGAAACAGGCAAUUUUAAUAACUACAACAAAGAAGUCGGGAAAGAAACAAUAUUUUAUUGACAUGGCAUCAGAAAAUGGAGUAAUAGGAGAAUAUAACGAAACAAUGGACGAUAAACCCAAUUUCUUAAUUACUCUCAAUUGUCAGUCUAUUGAUUAUUUUUCUUUAUAUAUUGACUACGAUCCUUUAUCUAUGGUACAGUGCCAGCUUAAAAAGUAUUCUCUAUUUUUAUAA
Messenger RNA from Rhizopus microsporus ATCC 52813, 1800 nucleotides. RefSeq lists its product as uncharacterized. The coding region runs from base 1 to 1800 and encodes 599 amino acids. Lineage: Eukaryota; Fungi; Mucoromycota; Mucoromycetes; Mucorales; Rhizopodaceae. Gene Ontology annotation, molecular function: protein binding. The record is from RefSeq and is a predicted model, not a curated record. The transcript has a single exon.